Suillus plorans is the source of this 2376-nucleotide messenger RNA. RefSeq lists its product as uncharacterized. Bases 1 to 2376 code for a protein of 791 amino acids. Gene Ontology annotation, cellular component: membrane. The transcript is spliced from 19 exons. The record is from RefSeq and is a predicted model, not a curated record. Lineage: Eukaryota; Fungi; Basidiomycota; Agaricomycetes; Boletales; Suillaceae.
AUGGACACCGUGGGCUGGCGUGCUCAACGCAGAGCCCGUAAGGAAGCGCAUCAUUUUUCUGAGAUUCAGAGAGGGCCAGACGGGAGAUAUCUACCUGUAGAAGAGAUUGAUCCACUUCCUGAUGCGAGCGGGCGUGCUCAUGCUGGUAGCUUUGGUAUACCACGCUCGUCAUCCCCGACUCCUGGUGCACUGCCUGUUCCCCCAAAAUAUUUCACCGACAAGCCUGUCCAAAAUGCUUCUGCUAGUCAUUCUAUUGAGCAGUUGGCAUCUGGUAGCUCCGGCGUCUCCUUGGCCUACAUGCCUGCAGUGGAACGCUCUAGAGCACAGAGGCUUCCCAGAAUGGAACCCCACCUUCAGUUGAUGGUCGGGCCCCUUUUGCGAUACGACACAGUUGACGAAAAUGGUCUUUGGCGAGGUGCAGCUCUUAUCGUCACCGCAGAUUCAGGAUCAUUCUAUGAACCAUUUCCAGUCUUAACAUAUCAGUGGGACCCUGAGGAGAUUGCCCGACCUUCUCCGAGCAUGCAGGGUUCUUAUGACCUUGGCCCACACCCCGCGGAUCCUCACGCUACUGCAAUGGCUGGACCAUCAGCUCAGUUGCCUGACAUGAACGAGGCAUACUUCGGUGACUACAAGGGAAAAGGAAACACGAGGGACGAUCAGACUCAGCAUGUGACCGGUCAGGAGAUUUACGUCUAUUCAGGGAAUGGUGGCACUUUUACGUUUUGGCGUUUCCCAAUCCAGAUACAACUUGGAAUCAAUGAAAUCUGCAUCAAGUAUCGCAUCAAUGGUGGCAUGCAAUUGGCCUUCUUCGUGCCUGCCCAUCAUCAAAACAUGCGGUGGGCAGCCCACUCGUGUAAUGGUUUCAGCGCUGGUGUGAAUCCGGACGACUUCAGAGGACCAGGGUUCAAGAGUGGUUAUGACCCUAUGUGGAUUGAUCUUUUGCAGAAGCAUGUCGAACGACCAUUUCAUGUCCUCGUGGGAGGAGGCGAUCAGCUAUACUGCGACCGGUUGACUCGAGAGCCCGAAAUACAAGAGUGGAUUUUAGCAAAGCCUUCCACGAAGAAAAAUUUCCCUUUGACUGGUGAAAUUGUCUCAUGCGUUGAUCGUUUCUUCUUCAAUCACUACUGCAGCUCCUUCAGGAUGGGGGCGUUUGCGAGGGCGAACAGCUCGAUUCCAAUGUUGAAUAUGUGUGGUAAAAUAUGCGAAUUUGAUAUCAAUGAUAACAUACUCAUGUGGCAUCUGCAGAUGACCACGAUUUGGUGCGUACUAUUACGCUCUAUUUCCUUGUCACUGAUCAAUCUCGCGCGUUUCAAGAUCGACGGGUUCGGGAGUUAUCCUGAAGAGCUUCAACACUCUCCCGUGUUCAAGCAUAUCGGAGUGCGAGGCUACUUUUUCUAUUUGCUUUUUCAAUGCUUUAUCAAUCCUCUGCAUGAUCACUUGGAUGAUAGAGCAGGGAAGCACAUGUUCAAGUCACUUAUUUUGGGGGCUCAAGGUCCCUAUGUUGGUUUACCAUCACAUUCAUUUUUGUCUUACCUGGGGCCCGAUGUACACAUUCUGAUGCUGGACUGUCGCGCGGAGAGAAAAAGGAACCAGGUCUGCAGCGAGUUCGAGUACCAAAAGGCUUUCGAACGAAUCAGGUAUUUACCUUCGGACGUAAAACAUCUCGUUGUGCAACUUGGCAUCCCUAUUGCAUAUCCGCGAAUGGUUUUCCUGGAAGCUGCACUAGACUCCAAGUUGAAUCCUUUGAUUGCCCUUGGACGCAGCGGAACCGCAGCAUUCAGUAGUUUUGUGAACAAAUUCAACGCGGACGCUGAGUUGCUGGAUGAUUUGAAUGACCACUGGACCGCGAAGUGUCACAAGAAAGAGCGCAACUGGUUCAUUCAACAGAUGCAAGGAAUAGCAAGGAUGAAAAGUUUGCGUAUUUCGUUUCUUUCUGGCGACGUACACUGCGCAGCUGUAGGGGUUCUUAAGACGCUGGUCCGCAGCAACGGAGGAAAGAACAACCGGACGAUAGAUGUUCCGCCUGAAACCGAUUAUAGAUACAUGAUCAACGUGGUGACAAGUGCAAUCGUCAACACACCGCCUCCGAAUGGAGUGAUCGCUAUGGUAUCUACUUUGGCGACUAAGACUCACAGGACGCUGCAUCAUGCGGAAACUGAUGAAGCCAUGCUUCCUAUUUUCACGAAGGAACCAAAUGGCAACCAUCGCCUCCAAAACAAGUAUAUAAUGGGACGACGGAAUUGGUGUGCGGUCUCGUGCGAUCCUGAGACACAGGAGUUGGAGUUCGACAUCCGCGUCGAGAUGGAGAAAGGGGUCGGCGUCAGCUUUGGAUAUCCAGUCCGAAGUCCUCCCCCCAAGUGGUUUCCUGGAACGUGA